Mesorhabditis belari is the source of this 924-nucleotide messenger RNA. The record is from the annotation of a GenBank genome assembly. Lineage: Eukaryota; Metazoa; Nematoda; Chromadorea; Rhabditida; Rhabditidae.
AUGAGCGAUGAUCUUAGUGCACUUUUCGCUAAACGAAAGGAAAAGAAGCAGAAGAAGAAUGUGGUGAGCAUGGAUGCAGUUGGAGAAGUGUUGCAGAGGCGAGCCAGAAAACAGGAAGAGCUAAUGGCUGCGGAAGUGGAAGAAGAAAAGAGAAGUGCACAAGAUGAAGCUUUUCUCAAGAGGACCGCGCAAGAAGAGAGCGAUUGGAUCGAUUCUUACGAAAAUGAUAUCGGCAGAUUCGAGGGCCUCAAAAUCAAGGACAUGGGUGCUGAAGAAACCGAUGAGGAUGAGAUCCUUCAGGCAGCCAUUGAAUUGAAGAAUAAUGAAGAAGUUCAGCACAAAGGAUGGGGAGCGGUAAAUAAGAAAAACGAGAGUGAAGAUGAUGAAAUGCCGGGAGCUUCGGAGAUGGCGGCUGUUCGACACAAUCCGCCAGCACCCACUCGAUAUGUGCCACCAAACUCGCGUGGCAAUCGAGCUGCGAACCUCGAUCUUAACAAUCAGGAAAUGUUCCCGACUAUUGGAGCCGCUGAUGAGAUUGAGAAACAUCACAAAGAGGACAAGAAGAAUCCAUGGGGUACCCCGGCAGGAGCUCCUGCACAAGCCGCUCCUGGUCGGAAUACUUAUCUUGCUCCAAGUCGACGUGGAGGAGAUGGUUCAGCUGCUUCAAUGACAGAAGCCUCUAUGGCAGCUGCCAGAAGCGAUGCCAUCGCUGCCGUGCGAGCAAUGUCCGCCGCCGCCCCAACAGCCAACGUUCGUCCCAUGGCGACUUCACAAGCCGAGAACACUGCCACUGCUACACCCACCACCGAUUCCACUCAAGCAAUCAUUCCACCAAAGCCAACUCCACCUGUUGAUACAGCACCUAAGAAAACUGUUAAACCAUCCUUUUUUUUUCAACCCUUUAUACUAGCUUUAAAACCGAAA